AUGUCCACCAUUAUUCACACUUUACCCGCUUCUCCUGUCAGCCUGGGAGGCGCUUCAUCGGGCGCCGACUCACCGAUUGCCGACCCUAUUUCCCCCCCACACCAGACAACGGCAGGACCGAAUAAUACUUCGCCGCUUACCGGUGAAGCUCUACUCACACCUCGGACAACGAGUCCCACCAACAGUAGUAACGCCAAUCCAAAUGGCGCAGCAUCUUCCACUGCCUUCAUUGGGACGGGGGGUGUUGUGAGGCGCAAGCCCGCUCGCCGCGCAAAUACUGCUGAACGUCGCGCGACUCAUAAUGCUGUUGAGCGACAGCGCCGCGAAACGCUGAAUAGUCGAUUCCUCGAUCUAGCUGCUCUCCUUCCUAACCUCAUCGCAGUUCGCCGUCCAUCCAAGUCGGCUAUCGUCAACUCGAGCAUUGCUCUCAUUCACACUCAACGCCGGCAGCGUGCCCUCGCUGCCCGUGAACUCCGGCAACUCGUUGCUGAGGCCGAUGCACUUCGUCGUCAAGUUAAUGAAUGGCGUGCAGCCUAUCCGCAUGCCUCAAUUGCAGGUGCCCUUGAAGGCCCCGUUGAGGAGCCCGCGAGAAGUGCAGAGUUUAUCGCGCUCUUGGAACUUGAGAACGUCCCCGAAGAAGUGAUGGCUAUGAAUGAGGCGGAAAGGAUCGCAUUUGAGAUGAGAGGUGGCGAGAACGGUGGGAUGAAUGGGUUUGCGGAUGAGGAUGAUAACGAUUACGGAGAUGAGGAGCUCAAUGUUGAGCCCCGAGGAAGCCAAGGAGUUCCGACUGAAACGAGUAGCACGCAACCCGUUCGCAGUGCAAGCCUUCACGGCCCCACUGGAGUGAAUGUUCCUCCGCGCCCACCGAAUAUCAACGGGGUUCAUUCUCAACCACAACAGCAGCACAAUUCCCCUGUAUCACUCCUUCCCAAUAUCUACCUCCAACAACAACUUGCGUUACAGCAGCAACAGCACCUGCAUGCUCAACAACAAGCUGUAGCUGCCGCCGCCGCCGCUGCCAGUUUCCCUGCUAACUUUGUACCUACCUUCGACCAGAUUUCAAAUACUGCGAGGUUCCCCAAUCUGGGUCUUGCUACUGCUACCCCUGCUACCCCCCAUACGGAUGCGGAACAGGUCGCUGCAUGGAAUCCUCAGUUUUAUGCUUCUGCUUUGGGCCAGCCUCAGCACCAACAGCACCAACAACCUCAGCAGCAGCAACAAUGGACUUCAGCUUUCCAGACUCCGCCUAACUCGUCUCAGGGACCUACAGGCCCUUUUGGUCAAAAUCAGGAAGUCCUUUAUCGACCUCAAUUACAUCGAUCGUUUAACGGCGAUGAGCACUUGGAAAAGAGCGGUUUCCAGGUUCACCCUUUCCGCUCCGAACCGGGCCCCCCUUCGUCGUUUAAUAGUCCUGUUGCGAGUGACGCAGGCGCCAUUAACGUCUCUGGCGGGAACGGUAGCGCGAACAGCGGCCAUGGCAAUCCGAAUGCCGCUCCUAACUCGAUGAUGAAAACUUCGACUUCUGUUCCGAACCUAACGUUGUCGCUGAGCGCUGGGGUUGGGACACCUGCGAGUCAUAUGAUGAGUUCGUCACAUCUGCUGAACCUUGGAGAUGCGAGUGCUAAUGAUGCUGACGGUGGUGGUACAUCGGUGAUGUCUGAUCUGUUUGGAGGUGCCGCUACGUACGGGGGCACUCCCUCUGCUUGGGGAGCCGGGCUUCCUGUAGGUCCCGCUGCCCAUGGACCUGCGACUGGUGCUUUAUGUGGCGGUGGUGCCAUGUCAAUGGCGCCUAUUCCUGUUGGCGGUGGCGGUGGAGGACAGAUGUCGUAUGCUGUGAUGAGCAUGUUCAUCUGA
Molecule: messenger RNA, 1854 nt
Organism: Cantharellus anzutake
Lineage: Eukaryota; Fungi; Basidiomycota; Agaricomycetes; Cantharellales; Hydnaceae
Exons: 2
Coding region: 1-1854 (617 amino acids)
Biological process (GO): positive regulation of transcription by RNA polymerase II
Cellular component (GO): RNA polymerase II transcription regulator complex
Molecular function (GO): DNA-binding transcription factor activity; protein dimerization activity
Source: RefSeq, a predicted model, not a curated record